GAUUCUGAGAUAUUUCCGUGGUUCCGAACUGCAGAACUACUUUACCAAGGUCCUGGAAGACAACCUGAAGGCCGUGGUCAAGCCCCAGUAUGUCGACCAGAUCCCUCGGGCUGUGAAGGGCCCGGUCAAGAACGUCCUGGACCUCAUCAAGGCUCGCUCUCAGAUGGACAACUUGGAGCGCAUCCUUGAUGCUCUUGGUAUGGCCUUUCGAUGAACAGAACCUUUAAAUCAACGAAACUGACUUUAUUUGUAGAACUCAGACAGGUACAGGACCGUGACAUUGACCACUUGUCUGGUGGUGAGCUUCAACGUUUCGCUAUUGGUCUUGUUUGUGUGCAAAAGGCCGACGUGUAUAUGUUUGACGAGCCGUCUUCCUACCUCGAUGUUAAACAGCGUUUGGCGGCAGCCCGCUCUAUUCGUGAGCUUCUGCGCCCUGAUGACUACGUCAUUGUUGUCGAGCACGAUUUGUCCGUCCUUGACUAUCUUUCCGACUUCGUCUGCGUGUUGUACGGUAGACCUGCUGUCUACGGUGUGGUUACACUUCCUUCUUCUGUCCGUGAAGGUAUCAAUAUCUUCCUGGAUGGUCACAUCCCUACCGAGAAUCUUCGGUUCCGAGAGGAGUCUCUGACUUUCCGUCUGGCUGAGGCUGGUGAUGACUUCUUGGUUGACAAGGCCCGUGCUUUCAGCUACCCGAGCAUGGAGAAGACUCUUGGCAAUUUCCAUCUGAAAAUCGACUCCGGUUCAUUCACUGACUCUGAAAUCAUUGUCAUGAUGGGUGAGAACGGAACCGGCAAGACUACUUUCUGUAGAAUGCUCGCUGGUGCCGAGAAGCCUGACGGCAACGUCAGCUUGCCCCGCAUGCACAUCAGCAUGAAGCCUCAGAAGAUUACACCCAAGUUCCAGGGUACCGUGCGUCAGCUCUUCUUCAAGCGUAUCAAGGCUGCUUUCCUUUCGCCUCAGUUCCAGACCGAUGUCUACAAGCCCCUCAAGAUCGAUGACUUCAUCGACCAGGAAGUUCAGAACCUGUCUGGUGGUGAAUUGCAGCGUGUUGCUAUUGUCCUUGCCCUCGGAAUGCCGGCCGAUAUCUACGUAAUCGACGAGCCUAGCGCCUACCUUGACUCCGAACAGCGUAUCGUCGCUGCCAGAGUCAUCAAGCGUUUCAUCAUGCACACCAAGAAGACCGCUUUUAUUGUCGAGCACGAUUUCAUCAUGGCCACCUACCUCGCUGACCGUGUCAUUGUCUUUGACGGCAAGCCUUCCGUUGACGCGCACGCCAAUACCCCCGAGUCUCUGGUCACUGGUUGCAACACUUUCUUGAGAAACCUGGAUGUCACCUUCCGUCGUGACCCCAACAGUUACCGUCCUCGUAUCAACAAGUACAACAGCCAGAUGGACCAGGAGCAGAAGUUGGCUGGCAACUUCGUAAGUCACCCGAACCCGAUCCGUGCAAACUUAUUUUACAUCAUGCUAAUAUGUUUCACCUUUAGUACUUCUUGGAGGAAGAGAGUUGAAAAGGUCAUCCCAGGCAAACAUAAUCGCAACCAUCACAGGGACGAUGGUCGCGACGCUGACCAGCGGCGACGUCGUGGUCAAUGGAAAACCCUUCGUUUAGUGGCGUUAUUCGGCGUUCCUGGGGCCUCGCGUCGCCGCAGUCGUGGCGUGUGCCUCGUUGGCGAUCUAGCUGGUGCUUCGGAUGAGGAGGAGGAUGACGAUGACGACAAUUUUGAGUAGGCACAGUUGGUUCAUCUGUUCCCGGUUCACACUUCGCUGUGUUCACAUGUCGUCAUCCAUCUUCGUCCCUUCUGAUGCCCCAUAUCCGCGCACCCUGUUGGUCCGGUCAUCCUAUCCUCGGCGUAAGCAGAAUGCAGGCAACUUGGGCCAACGUGGGUUUUACUGGGUAUUGGUGUGCUUUGGCUGGCGUGAUCAUAUUCGGAGUUGGGUCUCUCAAAAUUCUUCGAUGAUGUUAUGAUAUUGUAUAGAUGGUCCCAUGACCAAUGUGUUCAGAUUCAGUGAAGACAAAAGGGAGCUGGGGAAUGGUCAAGUUAGGUGGCCACUGUCAUAGAUCUCAGAUAGCAUAUAUAAGCUAUUUGGUUCUCCACUGAUUUACCCUUUUCUAUUAAUGACUAGUGUGAUCACCUUGCUGGUAUGCUGUUGGG
Aspergillus novofumigatus IBT 16806 is the source of this 2156-nucleotide messenger RNA. RefSeq names its product P-loop containing nucleoside triphosphate hydrolase protein. The transcript is spliced from 3 exons. Gene Ontology annotation, biological process: ribosomal subunit export from nucleus; translational initiation; translational termination. The coding region runs from base 211 to 1731 and encodes 506 amino acids. The record is from RefSeq and is a predicted model, not a curated record. Gene Ontology annotation, molecular function: ribosomal small subunit binding; iron ion binding; ATP binding. Lineage: Eukaryota; Fungi; Ascomycota; Eurotiomycetes; Eurotiales; Aspergillaceae.